CCGUCAUCGAAUUGGUUGGCGUUGCAGAAGUCUUUGGGAAAGUCGACGCACAAGUCGAAGGGGAAGCAGGCAGAUGAGCAGCCACGGAAACGACGCAAACUAUCGCAUGAGUCGGAGGAGCUCAUGUUUAGCCGCGCGCCGCGGGCGGAAGCUCAAGAUGCCUCUGCGUCUGCUGGACCAAGCACUUCGGCAUCGAACGAGGUCGUGAACGGGGAGUCGCUUCCCGCGCUGCGGCAGAUGGUGCUUGGGAAGACGGCGCUUACGGAAGCGCACAAGCAGCCCGGCAAAUACCUCGCCAUGGACUGCGAGAUGGUCGGCGUCGGCCCCGAAGGCACCGAAUCCUCCCUCGCCCGCGUCUCCCUCGUCAACUUCCACGGCGCCGUCCUCCUCGACGUCUUCGUCCGCCAGCGCGAGCGCGUCACCGACUACCGGACGCACGUAUCGGGCGUCAGGGAGAGGGACAUGAUCGGCGCGCGGCCGUUCGAGGAGGUGCAGAAGCAGGUUGCGGCGCUGUUGGCGGACAAGAUCCUCGUCGGGCACGCGGUGCACAACGAUCUGCAGGCGCUCCUCCUCUCCCACCCGCGCGCGCAGACGCGCGACACGCAGUUCUUCGCGGGCAAGCUCAGGCUUGUGCGCAGCAGCCGGGUUGCACUAAGGGCCCUCGUGCAGCAGGAGCUGGGCAUGGCAAUUCAGGCGGGGGAGCAUAGUUCGGUCACCGACGCCCGCGCCACCAUGGCCGUCUUCCGCAUCCACCGGCGCGCGUGGGAGGCGUGGGCCGCCGCGCAGGCGCGGAAGCGCGCGCAGAGCGAGAGUAAGGGGAACAAGCGGAGGCAUGGGUCGCUAGCAGCGGAUGCCGAUGAAGUAGGAGUUGCGGAUGCCGAUGAUGUAGGGGUUGCGGACGAUGAGGAAGACGGUGAAGGGGUUGGUAUGGAAGGAGGCGAGGACGAGACGCCCUGGCGCACGCCCUCUAAGCCGAAAUCCACUUCUUCGUCGAGGAAGUCCUCCACCUCGUCGAAGAAAACCAAACCCCACCCCAAACAGGGGAUCUCCUCCGGCCUCUCGACCGUCGUGCGGCACGCGGGCGGGGCGAGGGAGGUGAGGCGGGGGGCGGGGGCGAGCGGGAGUAUAGGAGGCAAGUCGGCGAGGGAGGGCGGCGCAAAACCAGCCAAGGAGAAGACACAGUGGUGGAAGGAGCUCGGGUCCGGGACGGUGAAGGGGUCGAUGCGGUUAUGAGGUCGAUGCGGUUAUGAGGUCGAUGCGGUUAUGAGGUGUGGGGCUGGCGCGCGAUGCAGGUUUCUUUACGAUGUGCGCUUAUUAGAGUGUAUUUGCAACGCGGUUCCCGCGCACCUAGCAAAAUGAGAUCACACCGCAGCAAA
Schizophyllum commune H4-8 is the source of this 1376-nucleotide messenger RNA. RefSeq names its product ribonuclease H-like protein. Gene Ontology annotation, molecular function: nucleic acid binding; 3'-5' exonuclease activity. Gene Ontology annotation, biological process: rRNA processing; ribosomal large subunit assembly. The record is from RefSeq and is a predicted model, not a curated record. Gene Ontology annotation, cellular component: nucleus. The transcript has 4 exons. NCBI's taxonomy places the organism in Eukaryota, Fungi, Basidiomycota, Agaricomycetes, Agaricales, Schizophyllaceae. Bases 124 to 1233 code for a protein of 369 amino acids.